This is a messenger RNA of Odocoileus virginianus texanus, 525 nucleotides long. The record is from RefSeq and is a predicted model, not a curated record. NCBI's taxonomy places the organism in Eukaryota, Metazoa, Chordata, Mammalia, Artiodactyla, Cervidae.
AUAGAUCAUACUAUAACGGUGGACCAGAGGAACAUGUCUGGAUUUAAGGGCAUUAAAAAAACCUCAUUAAUAAAAAACUGUGAUUCUGAACAUCAGAAAUACAAUUGCUUAGUCAUGGUGUUAUCUCCAUGUCACAUGAAAGAAAUAAAUAUAAAAUCUGGACCAAAUUUUGGCUCUAAAGUGCCUUUAGCAACAAUUGUGGUAACUGACCAAUCAGAAAUUAAGAAGAAGAUGUUUCUGUGGAGGACUGCAGCAUUCUGGGCACUUACUGUGUUUCUUGGAGAUAUAAUUUUACUCACAGAUGUCACUAUCCAUGAGGAUCACUGGGUUGGUGAGACAGUACUGCAAUUAACAUUUACCAGUCAAUUAUUAAAUCUUGGGAGUUACUCAUCUGUCCAGCCCGAAGAAUAUUCCAGUAUGAUUAGUAAUGUUGCACUUCAAGACUUACUGGCAUAUGUAUCUUCAAAACAUUCCUAUCUCAGAGAUCUUCCUCAGAGGCAUCCUCAGAAAAUGAGCAGUAUAGAA